Pungitius pungitius (ninespine stickleback) is the source of this 1123-nucleotide messenger RNA. RefSeq names its product PTB domain-containing engulfment adapter protein 1-like. The coding region runs from base 513 to 1037 and encodes 174 amino acids. The transcript has 7 exons. NCBI's taxonomy places the organism in Eukaryota, Metazoa, Chordata, Actinopteri, Perciformes, Gasterosteidae. The record is from RefSeq and is a predicted model, not a curated record.
AAGCACCAGACUGCAGAAAAUAAGUCGUGUUGGGCAAAAAGAGUGGUCUCCAGUUAAAGACCCAUAACGGGUCUUCAUCACAAGCAAUAGUUCUUUUAUUUUAGACUCCAGGUCCAGAUUGUACAAAACAUUAAAUACAUACAAAUUCACAAGUAGAGUACAUAGACCAAUGAAUGCCUUAAGACUAUGUCUCCACAGCUUGGACUGGCAUUUCAAUUGAAUCAUCAUGAUCAAGAUGGUUAAAGUGGCCUUACUUUGGUGAAAAAUGUUUCUGUAAAACCAAUACCCUUUAAAUUCAUACAACAUGUAACUUUGCAAUGUAGAAAUUCAAACAAGUAAUAAAUACCAGCCUCGUAAACAUCUGACUGAUAAAAACACAAUAAGGAAGCCAGGAGUUACUCAUUAAUCCUAACAGACUACGCCCUUAAGUUUCCAACCCAAUAAAAAGGCCAUUCACUCUGGGGAAAGUACGUGUGCACACAGGGUUCGGUUAGGAACCCAACGUGAUCAAAAUGAGCGACACCUCGGAGGACGAUAAUGAAAUCUCCUUUCCGGUGAAGUUCCUCGGCCGAGUUGAGGUGGUGCGCCCCGAUGGACUGCAGGUCCUGUCCGAAGCGGCUGAGAGGUUAAAGAUGCCACAGGGGGACAUGUCGCAAAAUGCAGCGAAGAAGAACAAGGUGCUGCUGUUCCUGUCGCGCGGCGGAGUGGACGUGUUGGAAAAGAAGACCAAGUUCAUGCUGUACUCGUGUCCCCUGUCCACGGUGUCCUUCUGUGCCGUCCUGCCUUCCUCGCCCAAAGUCUUUGGGUUCGUGGCCCGCCACCCCGCGGCCCACGUGCAUCACUGUUAUGUGUUCCAGAGCCGCGCGCUGUCUCACGUGCUGGUCUCGGGUAUCGGGGAGGCCUUCCGAGCUUCGAGAAAGGAGGAGCGCGUUGGUGGGGGAAGAGACCUGAUUGUGGAGGCCCUGCGACAUAAGAACAAAAUGCUGCAAAGAGAGAAUGCUGAGCUGAAAGACAAACUAGCCAACUCCAAACAAUAAUAUAUGCUGUGGAAUAUAUGCACACAUACACACCAAACACAGAAAAUCCUGUUAACCCUCACAAUAAAUAAUACUAAUAACAAUAA